AUUUUGCCCGGGCCUCGAUAAAGUCAGGAACGGGCCUGCGACGGCCGGAGGCCAAUCGGUGGCGAGGCGGAGAACUGAGGUGAGGAGGAGAACCUCUGGAGAAGAAAGAAAUGAGCAAGAAGCGAAUCCUGAUUGUUGGAGGCACUGGCUACUUAGGGCAGCACCUCCUCCAAUUCUUCUCCGAUGAUUCUCGAUGGACUUCGCCUGUGGAUAUUGCAUUCACGCAUCACUCCGCUCCUCCUUCCCAGGCGCUGCUCAAUGCCAUUCCCCGUGCUCGCCCUUUUCCAGUCGAUUUACGCACCGGCAAUGGCCUCGAUGCGAUAUCCCACGCUUUCGGACAGUGUGAUGUGGUAAUCAAUUGUGCUGCUCUCUCCGUUCCUCGUGCAUGCGAGAUGGAUCCAGAAGCUGCCAUGGCAAUCAAUGUCCCUAAAGCUCUUGUGAAAUGGUUAUCAAGCUUUGAAAGGAGUAAUGCUCUUCUGAUUCAUUUGUCAACUGAUCAAGUUUAUGAAGGAACCAAAUCCUUCUAUAAGGAAGAGGAUGAGACGGUGCCUGUGAAUGUCUAUGGGAAUUCGAAAGUUGAAGCAGAACAUCAUAUAUCUGCAAACUGCAAAAACUUUGCAAUAUUGAGAAGCAGUAUAAUCUAUGGACCUCAGACUGUUGUGCCUGUUCCAAAAUCACUUCCCAUUCAGUGGAUGGAUAGUGUCCUUGCAAAGGAAGAAGCAUUGAAUUUCUUUCAUGAUGAGUUUCGUUGCCCUAUUUUUGUGAAGGAUCUUGUUUCUAUCAUACAAGUCUUGACUACCAAAUGGAUCUCAGAAGGUAAGGAGAUGCAGUUGCUGCUAAAUGCUGGUGGGCCAGACAGGGUUUCGCGGGUAGGAAUGGCUGAAGCUGUCGCACACGCUCGAGGUUAUAGUACCUCAUCGAUCAAACCAGUGUCUGCAUCCUCGGUGGAUCGGGGUGUGAAGUCACCUUCGGAUAUAUCAAUGGACAUUACGAAGCUGGUUCGGAUGACGGGCAUUUCUCCAACUUGUUACCGUGACGGUGUCAGGCAGACUCUUGAGGCAAUGUUGAUGCGAUGAUUGGGAAAGGCGAGCAUGGGAUGAAGAUACGGCAACGGGUGACGGGGUAAAAUAGAGCGUCAAUCAAAUUAUGAAAAAUCCUAUUAGUGAUGUAAUGGAAAAUGGAUAUGGCAGUGUUUGAGAUGAUGAGAUUGCGGAUAGAAUGAAUGUAGGGCCUAGUCAGACCAUUGGGGCAGAACCUUCUAACUCUGAUGACAGCGACUUUGAGGAGGGUGCCGAGGAGUUAGAUGAUCCCUUUUGGAUGUACGAUGAAUUUGAUAGCUCAAAUGACGACGACAUAUGUAUAUAGUCUUAUUAUAUUAUCCUUUCUUGGUUCUUUAACUUUGCAAGUUGCUGAACUUUUUUAUGUUAAAAUUGUUA
This is a messenger RNA of Andrographis paniculata, 1436 nucleotides long. RefSeq lists its product as uncharacterized. The coding region runs from base 111 to 1076 and encodes 321 amino acids. The record is from RefSeq and is a predicted model, not a curated record. The transcript is spliced from 7 exons. NCBI's taxonomy places the organism in Eukaryota, Viridiplantae, Streptophyta, Magnoliopsida, Lamiales, Acanthaceae.